AUGGAAACCAAGUUAUACGCAGCCGAGGCUCUUCGUCAUAGAGGUAUUUGUGGGUUACAAAACAUCUUUCCAGUUCAGUGUGCAGGGAGAGGGAGAUCUAGAGCAGGAGGUCUUUGUUUGUGGUGGCGUAGUGAUAUUCAACUUGAGGUUCUUAAUGCAUCUUUGAAUCACAUUUUGUGCAAUAUUCUGCAUCCAGAGGAGCAAAAUCAUAUGCUCAUGGUGGGUUUAUAUGGCUUCCCGGAGGAGCGUCGUAAGAUCGACACAUGGAACCUUAUAAAAGGUUUAAUGCCGAGCAGCUCCAUGGCUUGUCUUGUUAUUGGUGAUUUUAAUGACGUCCUUUCCCCCUUUGACAAAUUGGGUGGGGACCCGCCUGACCUAAGUCACAUUCAGUGGGUUAAUCAAGUGUGUAGUGACUGUGGGUUGAGGGAGGUUGAUUUCUCCGGGAAACGCUUUACUUGGUCUAAUAAUAGAACAACUCUAGGGACGAUUGAGGAGCGCCUUGAUUUGGCUCUUGUUAAUGAUGAGUGGAACGCUUUAUGGCCAGCAACCUCUUUAGUGCACUUUCAGAGGCACCAGUCAGAUCAUAGUCCGAUUCUUCUGACCUGUGGUGCUCGCAGAGGUCGGAAAGAGCUGAAGAGGACUCGACUUUUCAGAUUUGAAGAAAUGUGGCUUCAGGAAGGGAAUGAGUGUGCGGAAGUGGUAGCAGAGACUUGGUGUAACGGAGGUCCUGAUCUCCUUUCCAGACUUUCUGAGGUUAGUAGUGCUCUUGACGGUUGGGGGAAAGCUAAAUUUGGGGAUUUACCGAGGAAAAUUUCAGAUCAGCAAGCCUGGUUACAAGAGCUUCAGCGGAAAACACAAACUGAACAAGUGAUUAUGGCGUCUCAUGAGGCGGCAAAGGAACUAGACUCUUUGUUAGAACAAGAAGAGAUUUGGUGGAGCCAGAGAUCGCGGGCAACUUGGCUCAAACACGGGGAUAAAAAUUCAAAGUUUUUCCAUCAUAAAGCAUCCCAACGGAGGAAGAGGAAUAUGAUCGAGUUGAUUAGAGAUGAUAGAGGCAGAAAAUACGAAGAGGACAAAGAUAUAUCGAGUGUCCUAAUGGACUAUUUUACUAACCUUUUUGCCACUUCAAACCCUUCGGGGGUGGAGGAGGCCACUUCUCUUGUUGCAGGUCGCAUCUCACCCUCCCAUUUGGAAACUCUUUCAGAGCCUUUUACAAAGGAGGAGGUUGAACAAGCCCUAUUUCAGAUGCACCCGACAAAGCACCAGAGUGCCUUUGUUCCAGGGCGUUUGAUAACCGAUAAUGCUUUGAUAGCAUAUGAGUGCUUUCAUUUUAUGAAGAAGAAAAUCACUGGCCGCAAUGGCAUUAUGGCGCUUAAAUUGGACAUGUCCAAAGCGUAUGACCGUAUUGAAUGGUCCUUUUUGGAGUCGGUUCUUAAGAGUAUGGGUUUUCCAGCAGCGUGGCUUAGUGGCAUUAAAAUUAGUAGGCGUGCUCCUGUUAUUUCACACUUGCUCUUUGCAGAUGAUAGUGUGAUGUUUGCACGUGCGAGGGUGGAAGAGGCCCAGUGUUUGAAGCAGAUCCUUGCUACCUAUGAACGAGUUUCUGGCCAGAUGAUCAACCUUGAUAAGUCUAUGCUUUCCGUGAGCCGAAAUGUGCAUGAUAAUUGUUUCCAUGAGCUUAAGCAGCUGUUGAAUGUUAAGGCGGUUGAAGGUUAUGACAAGUAUUUGGGUUUACCAACUAUCAUCGGUAAGUCUAAAACCCAAAUAUUUAAUUUUGUCAAGGAAAGAGUUUGGAAAAAGCUUAAAGGGUGGAAGGAAAAGUUUCUUUCAAGAGCUGGGAGGGAAAUUUUAACUAAACCUGUGGCACAAGCAAUUCCUUCUUAUGUUAUGUCUUGCUUUGUCUUGCCUGAUGGUAUUUGUGCAUAUAUUGACCGCAUGAUUUCCAAGUUUUUCUGGGGCGGCGAUCCAGCUCGCCAAAGCUUACAUUGGACCAAGUGGGAAAAUCUUUGUAAAGGAAAAAUGGAAGGUGGCCUUGGCUUUUGA
Lotus japonicus is the source of this 2040-nucleotide messenger RNA. RefSeq lists its product as uncharacterized. NCBI's taxonomy places the organism in Eukaryota, Viridiplantae, Streptophyta, Magnoliopsida, Fabales, Fabaceae. The coding region runs from base 1 to 2040 and encodes 679 amino acids. The record is from RefSeq and is a predicted model, not a curated record. Gene Ontology annotation, molecular function: catalytic activity. The transcript has 3 exons.